This is a messenger RNA of Macroventuria anomochaeta, 2365 nucleotides long. RefSeq lists its product as uncharacterized. The record is from RefSeq and is a predicted model, not a curated record. The coding region runs from base 1 to 2283 and encodes 760 amino acids. The transcript has a single exon. Lineage: Eukaryota; Fungi; Ascomycota; Dothideomycetes; Pleosporales; Didymellaceae.
AUGAAGAAGCAGUUCGAGUCGUGGAAAAAGAGCUUGAAGCACACGUUUGGUCGAAAAGAAAGGAGGGAAGUGCUAGCUGAGCUCAAACAAGCCAAGGAGAACGAGCAGCAGCAGCAACAGCAGGCUCAUCCAAAACCUCUCACAGAUGCCGAAAUCAUCCAGUGCUAUGCGCGUGAAGCGAAGGCUCAAGCGCAAAGAGACGCUGCCGCCAAAGAUGCGCGUGAGAGGGAGGCGUACUGCGAUAGACCUUUCCGUCCUACGUCCACCACGAGCGCCCACAAAACCCAAACCAGGAAGCUGGAAGAUGUGGAGGGGAUUGAUCACUGGAAGGCAUCUGUGAGUCCACUCUCAUUGCCUGCGCCGGUUAUGGGAGCCCAAAAUCUGCCGACCCCAGCAGCUCAGGAAGAGUACGAAAGAGUUUCGGAGCAAGGCCCGCACCCUCAGCCUCAACCCAAGUUCAAAGUCAAGAUCCGCAGGACGGCAAGCGUAAGGAGGAUAGCGAUGGUGGGGAGUCGGCGUAUGAGGCUUGGUCAAGCGAGGACGAUCGUGUAUGGAGAGCUCGAUGGGUUGAAUAGGUUGCCGCUGAGGGGUAGGGGGGAGCUAGAUCAAGUGAGGGUGGGGGAUAUGGAUGAGAGGGAGAGAUGGGAGUUUAAUCGCGGGUUGAGGAAUUGGGAGAGUGUGUCGACACUAAAUAGCGAGGGAGUGGGAGGUGGUGCGGUGAGAUCCUUCGCCGGUCUGCUUCAGAGUCGACAAGGGGGGGAGGUAGGUGCUACUCCAGACCUCACGCAGAGUGUGGAAGACUUGAGUAGUGUGGAUACCCCUAGGGGCGUGCAAGAGCAUGGAAAAGGAAAGAAAUGGGCGACCUGGGCCGGUACUAUGAGGAAAAGGGUUGUGAAAAUGUGCUGUGGUCAACAGAUAGGGAGUGUUUCGCCGCCGCCGCCGCCACCACCACCGCCGCCGCAAAUAUCUGUAUCUAUUCCCACGUACAGCGGGGAUGAUGAAGAGCAAGGAAAUUCUCCGGGGCAACAACAUGGGGCUGAGAACCUCCAGCCUGCAUCAUCACGGGCAGGUAUCCCUAGUGGAAGAGAGCCUGCUCAAGAGCAGCGAACGACGAUAGUCCACGAAGCGGAGGGUGAGCUUGGAGUUGUUGGAGACCUCUUGGAUGGGUCAGCAGAAGUAGAAACUGGGGAAGAGCUCUGUCCAUGUCCAGAAGGCAACGGCGACCUUGAAGGUGCUGAAGACUUCCAAGCUAGAUCGCCACGCGCCCCAAAAGGUGAUGGCGAGGCUGGCCCUGGAUCUCACACAGCAGCAUUUCGAGCUCAAAGACUGGAAGAGACUCGAGAAAUUGAGAGCGCUGAGUACGCUGAGUACCUCCAGAAUGACACAGGAACAGUGCUCCGUGUAAGAUCGCGGCCGAGGAGGCAGAGGACGGGAGCGGGAAGGUUGGAGUGGCGGCAAAAUCUCCAGGAUAAACUGGCGAGGGUUUCGCAGCCUGGACUUGUUGAGAAGGAAGACAACAGACCAGAAGAGCAGGAGCAAACGACAAUCAUUGCUCAUGUUGCAGCCUUAGGGUCGCUUGAGGACCUACCGGCUGAUACUCAGCCCCCUCAAACACAAGAGGCUGAGGUAGCAACAUCAGUGCACGAGAUACCAAGUGUCUUGCCAGAUGCCGCUGAAGACCUCCCGGCUAGCACUGAGCCUUCUCAGAAGCGAGACGAGACCGAGGCUCCUCGAGACACAGGAGGGCUACGACCUAAUGAAUGGCUUCGCAACACCACGCUCCAGAUUACCACGCUCCAAGACUUUACGCAGGCUGAGUCUGAAUCUGAGGAGGUGGUGACUGCCUCCACGGGUAGUCAAAGUGGCAAUCCUCAGCCUGCCAUGAGCACCCGUCCCAUUGAGAAGGAAGAUCCUGACCCAGUGCUCGAGGACCUACAACUUAGAGCGCGAAAUGUCAGUCUAAGGCUGAGGCACAGCUUGAGAUUGAGACAAGCGUCUGUCUCGCCGGACGGUCCUUCGGUGCUGGGUGAGGCGGUGGAUGCGUUGACUAUCUCCCCGGCUCAGGCUGGACUGAGCAGAAAUCGGCUGCCCGUCCGUUCGAGACGCGAAGACAAAGAUGAGAGCAGAGCGCCCUCUGCAAGUCGCAGUGAGAUGGUAGAAGGGUCGUUGAAUACCUCCAGCCCUCAGGAUUCUUCGUCUUUGCCGGACGCGAAACCCGCACAAGCUGAUGCUCGGACUGAACGUGCGUCAGUGGAGAUGGUGAUUUAUUGCGGUGAGGACUGAGGGCCUCCAGGCAAGGAGGUAAUGGACAGCAGAAGUCUUGUAUUUGGAAGGGAAAGGGGAGAGCGGAACUGGAAGAUGAAAG